Messenger RNA from Chroicocephalus ridibundus (black-headed gull), 3774 nucleotides. RefSeq names its product thymine DNA glycosylase (gene TDG). Gene Ontology annotation, molecular function: pyrimidine-specific mismatch base pair DNA N-glycosylase activity; uracil DNA N-glycosylase activity. The record is from RefSeq and is a predicted model, not a curated record. The transcript has 10 exons. NCBI's taxonomy places the organism in Eukaryota, Metazoa, Chordata, Aves, Charadriiformes, Laridae. The coding region runs from base 280 to 1428 and encodes 382 amino acids. Gene Ontology annotation, biological process: base-excision repair, AP site formation. Gene Ontology annotation, cellular component: nucleus.
UAGGCCCCGGAACCCUCAGGCCGCGGGGGGCAGCUGAGCCCCCCGCCCUUCCCAGUCCGCCUCCCCUCGGCGGCCCCAGCGGCAGCUCUCGGCCCGGCGCCGCCUCCCGCCGCCACCGACACCGGCGCUUCCCCCUCCCCGCGCCCCGCCCUCGCCGGCUGGGCCGGCCGGCCGCGCCCUCCCAUUGGCCGCCGCCGCUCACGUGACGCGGGGCUGCCGGGCAGAUACUACGCAUAUCUUCAGCAGGCUCAAGCUUUUUACACGUUUCCGUUCCAUCAGAUGAUGACUGCAGCACCCAGCAUGGAAAUCCUGACCGAGCAGCCGACUCUAGAGGGCGUUCCAGAGCCAAACAUUGCCCAGGAGCCUCCAAAAGAAGUCAAAAAAGGAGGAAGGAAAAGAAAAGCCAAAGCAACUGAGCCAAAGCAACCCAAAAAGCCUGCUGCUAAAAAAGAAAAAUCAGCCAAGUCAAAAGGCAAACAAGAAAAGAUCACGGAUACUUUUAAAGUCAAAAGAAAAGUGGACCGUUUUAAUGGUGUGUCUGAAGCGGAACUUCUGACCAAGACUUUACCUGAUAUUUUAACCUUUGAUCUGGACAUUGUAAUAAUUGGCAUAAACCCUGGCUUGAUGGCAGCUUACAAGGGACAUCAUUACCCUGGACCUGGAAACCAUUUUUGGAAGUGUCUGUUCAUGUCUGGUCUAAGUAAUGAACAGCUAAACCAUAUGGAUGAUCACACCUUGCCACAUAAAUACGGGAUUGGGUUUACAAACAUGGUUGAAAGGACAACACCUGGAAGCAAAGACCUCUCCAGCAAAGAGUUUCGGGAAGGAGGGCGAAUUCUGAUGCAGAAGUUACAAAAGUAUAAACCUCGUAUAGCAGCUUUCAAUGGAAAAUGUAUUUAUGAAAUUUUUAGUAAAGAAGUUUUUGGAAUAAAAGUUAAGAACUUGGAAUUUGGACUGCAGCCACACAAGGUGCCAGAUACAGAAACUCUCUGCUACGUUAUGCCAUCAUCCAGUGCAAGAUGUGCUCAGUUUCCUCGUGCACAAGAUAAAGUUCAUUAUUACAUAAAGCUGAAAGACUUAAGGGAUCAACUGAAAGGCAUCGCACCAAACACGGAGGUGCAGGAGGUGCAGUACACAUUUGACUUGCAACUUGCACAAGAGGAUGCUAAAAAGAUGGCUGUCAAAGAAGAAAAGUACGAUCCAGGUUAUGAAGCAGCGUAUGGAGGAGCUUACUGUGAUCGUGCACCGUAUGAAAGCGAACAGUGCAAUUUCUCUCCAAACGGAAAUGCAGCAAGCAAUCCACAGUACUGUGAGGGCCCGUCCUUUGGUGAAGUUCCUAAUGGACAAUGGAUGACACAGUCCUUUGCAGACCAGAUUCCAGAGUUCAAUGCUGGUAUGACACAGGAAGAAGAGGGAAGCAGUGCGUAAGAGCUGUUUCUUCUCGGCUAUGCAUACAUGCUGCAGUUUUAAUGCAGUGAUCAAGAUUGGUACCUCGGUUCUCCAACUGAAGCAUUUGAAUAGUAUUUUAUCUCCCCUAGUUAUUUUAUUAUAGUCUAAAGUAAGUGUGUGGUAGGCUCUAAUUGAUGAACUAGAUAAUUUUAAGGAACUGUCCAAACUUUUUAAAAAAAAGUUAGCCCUUUUUUGUAUAUGAGUUUUAUAUUUAAUGUAUACCAUUUCUUGCAGUUUUUGACAAAUUGCUUUCUCAUUCGUGAAGAUUUCUUUGGGGCGUGAAUUUUAUUCCACAAAUCCAUAAUGUAGUAGUAACAGCAGCAGUAUACUUUUUACUGAUGCCUCAAUAUUUGGAUAUCUCAUAAGCCUUUUAUAGCCAGGGGGGAAAUGGGAAGUGUACCCUCAUCUUACAUGAAGUGGUGUUUUUAAUCAUGCACAGUUAAGCAAAUUGUGCUUUUUAAGUCUGCCUUUUACCUUCUUAAAAAGUGCAGAAAGUUGCGUUCUGCAGCUGUGAGUACUGAGUAUUUUCUGGGCGGGAAGAGAGAGCUCUGUCUAUUUAGUGAUUGGACCAUAUUCAGGAUUAAGGGAGUGGAGACAUCAUCUCAAGUCACAACACUGGGGAGGAAAAUUUGUAUCGCACAGGACAGGGCAUAAAUAUUCUAGCUGAGCUGUCUUAGGGUAAGGUGUCCCUACCACUCCAUCUCUUUCCCCUUUAAAUCCCAACGUAAGGAACUGAAAUUCCUUUAAAAAAAAAAAAUCAAAACAACGGUGGUUCUUGAAUUCUGUGGCAUUUAAACUCUCGGUCAUUUCUGUGCGAUUAAUCCCUUCACCUGACCUUUAGCAGGAGGCAAUCCCUUUGAACGGAUUACACUGCAGGGAAUGGAAUAACCACGUUCCCUGUAAAAACCCUGUACAGCUACAUUGUUUAUGUCAGGUACGAUUAGCACAGGGUGAAAGAGGUUUGCAAUUUCGCAGUUUUUAACAUUGUUAUCUUUAAUCUGUAGGACCAUAGAGGGUGUUCUCCUUAUUCCUCUUACAAGUUAAAAAACCUAAAUUCAAUAUAAGGGCAGCUGUUCCAUGAAUAAGAAGUCAGCUGUAGAAACUACAGCUCUCUUCUGAGGAACUUGCUUAAACGCUACAUAGUUUUGGCCAAUAUUAGUGACUGAGAAAGAAAUGAGAUUCUAUGCUUGUGCCUAACCAUCAUCUUCUUUUCCUCUUUUAUCAAGUGAAGAAGAGAUGAAGUAAAAGCAAUAAGUUGAUCAAAACAUUGAAGUUUUGAUGAUCUUAUGACAGUAGGUGCUUUCAAGGUGCUACUUGAAAAACAGAUACAAACAGUAUCUCCGCAAUCCACACUGGUCAGAGAUUCCUGUACUGGUGUGUUUUAUCCUUUCCUCACAGCCAGUGACAGUUGUCAUGCAUUGAGUGUAACUAGUUAAGAGUGUAGCUUCUAAUCCUGCUGUAACAGCUCUCACUGAGAUCACACACUGUCAACCUGUUGUGAGGCAGGCAUGAUGUUUACAGUUUUCUUCCCAAAUUACGUGGCUUAAUUCUGAGCGUCUUAAAUCAAGGAGGUGUGCAUUAUGAUUCUGAUUGUGUUUAUUAGCUUCAGCAUAAAGCUGUUCAGUAUAUUGUCAGAAAGGUAUAGGACUUGUCUUGUAUGUUAUUUAAAGUGUACUGUAUCAUGUAUUGCUGUUUACAUGGACGUUUUCCGGCAGGUGCUCAAAGUAUCUUGCAUCAGGGAUUUGUUACAAUUCCAUUUUAUUUUUCAACAAAAUUAGAAGCAUGUAAUUAGCACUGCUGAGUAUGUAGCACAGUAGGAUAUAACUACUGUAAGGCUAUCCUGUUUGGGUGGAAGGGAAAGGUCUCAUCUUUAACGGAGUCACCUACUAGGGUAUCUAGGUAUAAAAUACAGUUAAGUGUACAAUGACCGUUUCACUAAAUAUUGCAAUUCUAUGUGUACUCCCUCAGAACUGGUGCUCUUUUCAAUACAGUAAUACAAAAGUUCUUAAUCUGUCUUAAAUCUAUCAAUGUUUCACAAUAAAAUCAGGAAUUGUAUUGCAGUGUCUUAGGAUGUGCUUUUGCAUCUUUCUAGCAGGGGUCUAAAUGCACUACGGGAUAUGUAAUAACACAAAAACACUGCAAAACACAGUCACCAUGCAACAGAACUCUACUCAUUAAAACGCUGUUUAAGUUUUCAUUUCGGGCUGUUUAAUGUGGGCUAGACAACUAAAGGCACCUUGUAUGUAAUACUGCAAGUAUUUCCUGUGUAGAUUUUUCUACCAGCAGACAUUGGAGUCUUAUUUAUAAAGAUCUUACAUUAAAACA